UCCCCAGCCACCCUCGCUGACUCACCCCAUCCAGCCUCCCACUCGCUGGGUGCAGGCUUUGGCACCCCAAAGCCUGACGAGGAGGCACCGGAAGCAACUAUAAAAGCUGCCUGGGUUCAGGCCCAGCAUUCUGCUUGGCUGCCACCUGCUGCCUCACCAUGCUGGGAGGCCUGGGGAAGCUGGCUGCUGAGGGCCUGGCCCACCGCACUGAGAAGGCCACCGAGGAAGCCGUUCAUGCCGUGGAGGAGGUGGUGAAGGAGGUGGUGGAACACGCCACGGAGGCUGGAGAGAAAGCUAUUGCCGAAGCCUUAAAGAAAGCCCAUGAGUCAGGGGACAAAGUGGUGAAGGAAGUUACUGACACCGUGACCAACACAGUUACAAAUGCUGUCACACACGCAGCAGAGGGCCUGGGCAAAUUGGGGCAAUGAGCACACUCACUACCACCGCUACCCAUCCUGAAUCUCAAUAAAAGCUGUGAAACAUGUAAACCAAGUCCUGGUUUUAUUCCUGUUUGGGUGGAAACACAAGUAAUGUUCAGUGGGCACAAUGUGCAUGUCCCCUGCUCCGCACAGGCAGGAGGCCAGCAGGUUGGGCAUCGGCUGGCAGGGUUUAUAGGGUUCCUAGGGUUAAUCCCAUGCUCUCUCUCAUUAGGCCUUCCCACAACACAAGGCCCUCUUACAGAAUUGUCAGUGUCUGUGCUGCAUUUCCUAAAGGGUUAUUUUCCCAGAUACCAUCAGUGCUUCAAGGGCACCUCAAGGGAGGACCAUCUUUUGGCUUACACAUUCUUUGGGUUUUCCUUGAAGUAUUCUAGCAGGAGCCAGGGAAGAUAAGUGAACUACCUGAUUGAGAGUUUAGCGAGGGAGGCUCAGAUCAUUUGAGCCGCUUCAUGUUCUGAAAGGGGCUUCAGACAAACAUUUCUGCUGGUCAGUUAUGGAGUCAGUCAAGAGGACCUGAAGCCACCGCUUACUGGGUGUUGAAGCCAUGUUGUAGCUUCACUGGGAGCCUUGUAUUAGACCAAAUCAUUGGUAGUGGGCAAGAAUGUUUGGCCUUCUCUCUUUCUUGACAAUAGCAAGUUGAUGCCAUACAAGUUAAACAUGUUUAAGUAGCAUUUAGGGUCCCAAACCCAGACCCAGUGCCAUCAAAUCGAUUCCUUUUAAAUUAAAAAAAGGAAAUGAUUUGUAAAGAUACUGCAUCCUCUGUCUUGCUGGAGGCUACUUGUUCUUAGCAGAAUUUCGAAGGCGUUUUGAUCAAGGAAUGAGUUAGUGCUCUCUUUUAGAAUUACCCUUACAUUUUCAAACAGCCUAGGAAUACCCAAUGGCUUUGGAGUAUUUGCCACCGUUCAGCUAGAUCUGGACCUUGUAUCUUGGUUUGGUUCCUGAUGACUUUUGAAUUCCCCAAAUUCGAAUCCAAGCUAAAAAGGAUCCGGUGGCAAUGUAAGCGAUCUUCUUACAGGACGUUAGUCUUCAGAUAUGCACAGGUACAUAAAAACCAAACCAUUGCCGUCAAGUCGAUUUUGAGUCACAGCGGCUCUAUAGGACAGAGUAGAACUCCCCUUAGGGAGUGGCUGGUAGAUUCAAACUGCUGACCUUUUGGUUAGCAGCUGAUCUUUUAACCACAGGUAUAUAAAAAAACCAGGUAUAUACAGGUGCUCAAAGUCAUGUUGCAUGUUCUAACAGCAAGAGAAGACACAACUUAAAAUGUUAAUCAAAAAUCACUUGGAUGGCAAGUUUUGCUCUGCUUACUAGGUUUGACACACAACUUAGAGUGGAUAUGUAUUACUUCUAGUGUAGUAUACACAACUUAGCUUGAAAAAGGAGACGUGCCUGGAUGGGGACUGGCUAACAAAUAUUGCAUAUACAUGAAAUAGUCUGUAGCUGUUAAGAAGAAUAAGGAAAAUGUACAUACCUUACGUGGGAAUAUGUCCAAACAAGGCAAUUAGUUAUACAAUACAUAUAUUCAGUAAGUUCACUUUCAUAAACAGAUAUUAUGUAGGAAUUAUAUAGAAAUAGAAAAAAAAACCUGUUAGCAUAUAUAGCAAACAUAUUCACAGUGGUCACCACUGUGUGUG
Loxodonta africana (African savanna elephant) is the source of this 2068-nucleotide messenger RNA. It is a transcript of the gene FAM25A, whose product is annotated as family with sequence similarity 25 member A. The record is from RefSeq and is a predicted model, not a curated record. Bases 159 to 428 code for a protein of 89 amino acids. NCBI's taxonomy places the organism in Eukaryota, Metazoa, Chordata, Mammalia, Proboscidea, Elephantidae. The transcript is spliced from 3 exons.